Molecule: messenger RNA, 1677 nt
Organism: Cyclocybe aegerita
Lineage: Eukaryota; Fungi; Basidiomycota; Agaricomycetes; Agaricales; Hemipholiotaceae
Source: the annotation of a GenBank genome assembly
AUGCGGCCUUCUCGCAACUUCGCUUUGCUUCUCGCACUCGCGUUACCCACUGCUUCUCAGCAGAUCUGGGACAUCUGGCAAACGACCUGGGAUCGAUCGCGUCUCUUCACUCGCCUCCCGAUGUCGUCUCCAAUAAACUUCGUCACCCCAGGUCCCAUCGGAAGCGCGGACAUCGUCGUCAACGAAGCGUCGAGGUUUCAGAUUAUCUCUGGCUUCGGGGCCUCUCUGACCGAUUCCUCCGCGCUGGUUCUUAAUAACCUCAAGGCCAGAAACUCGAACAACUACUGGAACCUCAUUCGCUCCAUGUUCGACCCGACUGACAAUGCCAACGCCGCCGGUCUAAACUACAUACGCCUCCCGAUCGGCGCCUCCGACUUCUCGGCCAACGCGUAUAGCUUGGACGACACGAGCGGCGACACGAGCUUCUCCAACUUCAACAUCAACCGUAUCCCUUCUUACGUCUUUUCAGUCCUCCGAGACAUCCAGUCGGUCAACAACCUGCUAAAGUUCCAUCUCGUUCCUUGGUCUCCGCCCGGAUGGAUGAAGGACAGCAACUCGAUGAACGGCGGCUCCCUUCGCUCCCAGUACGUCAGCUCUUACGCCACCUACCUCCUCAAAUCCGUGCAAGGCUUCCAAUCCCUCGGCUUCCCAAUCUACGCUAUCAACAUCCAGAACGAGCCGCAGCACAGCAACCCGACGUACCCAACUUGCACGAUGACAUCGGCCGUCGAGGCGCAGAUCGGGGUAGCGCUAAGGGGCUUGUUGACUGCGAAUGGGCUGGGAGGAGUGAGGGUCGUUGGAUAUGAUCAUAACUGGGACAAUGCAGGAACAUAUGCCAUCCAGCUCAUGGCGAAUUCCGGAAACGCCUUCGCCGGGGUGGCCUUCCAUUGCUACGGUGGUUCGGUUUCUAAUCAGAAUACGUUUCAUAACGCCUAUCCUAGCAAGGAGAUAUAUUUCACCGAGUGCACUGGAACGUUGGGGUCGGAUUGGUGGAGCGAUAUUAAGUGGUACAUGGAUAAUCUCUGGAUUGGCAGCAUCGAACGGUUCUCCAAAUCCGGGCUCAUGUGGAAUCUCGCCUCUGACCCUUCCGGUGGUCCCAAACUUCCCGGGACGAGCAGUUGUGGCGGACCGGGAUGCCGUGCUCUCGUUACAGUGAACAGCGACGGGAGUUACUCAUUCAACCAAGAAUUUUACUCGAUGGCGCAGGCCUCGAAAGGAACGAUCCCCAAAGACGCCGGCGGACCUUUCGCUCAGCGCAUUGGCGUCUCGGUGGGCGGAUCGCUUGGGUGGGCGCUCCGCGUCAGCGCGUUCGUCACUGGCCGAGCCAACUCUGCGGAUUGGCUGAGGUACUCGAUUGUGGUUCUGAAUUGGUACGAUAAUGCCUCAUCAAGCUGGAAUCCUACUCCUGUUACCGCGACGAUCGCAUUCAGAGGGAUGCAGGCUACGUAUACGUUCCCAGUGGGCGUUACGACUCUAUGGUGGUUUGCACCAGCCACAGGAAGUUCCAGAAUAACCCCUACGAACUCGACCGUAACGACAGAUCCAGUCAACGUUACGGUUCAUUCGUCAGCCGAUGUUCAGUCUUCCACUGCGCCAGCGGCCUUUACGAGUUCGGCUGGUGGCCAGGUCGCUACAUCCCUCCCCAUUCUUAUCAAUACGACUAGUCAUACGUCUUGA